UUCAAGUUCAGCACAGCCGAAGAUCCUGUGUAGCAUUUUGAACGUAGGUGCAAACUCACUCAGAGAAACAAGUGAGCACCAGGAUGUUUCCCCAGUAUGGUCAGCUCAUCUUGAAACCUCAGUUAUGUUCUUUGUUUUUUCACCAUGCUGUGAUUCUGCUCCUUCUGAUAGAUAGGACAGGUCAGUCUGAGACAGUAACACCAUCUCAAACAAUAAUCACAUUAGUUGGUGAGGACGUCAUCUUACCAUGCCACCUGGAUCCUCCAUCAGACGCUGUUUCUGAGACUCUGGAGUGGGGAAGACCUGACCUGGAUCCCAGAUUUGUCCAUGUGUGGUUUGAGGGCCAAAACCAUCUGGUUAAUCAAAACCCAUCUUACAAAGGAAGAACAUCUCUGUCCACUGAGAAACUGAAGCAGGGAGACCUUUCACUGAAACUCUCUAGAGUCAAACCCUCUGAUAAUGGCAGAUAUAGAUGCUUUUUUCCCUCACAGCACAAAGAAUCUAUCAUUGAACUUCUUGUUGGCUCUCUUUCAUUACCAACAAUAUCAGGAAUCAACAUAAACAACAGCAGGGUGGUGUUACAGUGUGAGUCUGCAGGCUGGUAUCCAGAGCCUGAGCUGCUGUGGUUGGACAGUGAGGGAAACCUCCUCUCUGCUGGACCUACAGAGACCCUCAGAGGUCCUGAUGACCUCUAUACUGUCAGCAGCAGAGUGACUGUGGAGAAGAGACACAAAAACAGCUUCACGUGCAGAGUUCAGCAAAGGGAUAUAAAACAGAGCAGAGAGACACACAUACAUGUUUCAGGUGAUUGUGUUGCAGUUCCACAUUUUCCUGCUGACCGUGUCAGCAUUAUCUUAGCAAUUUGUCUCAUAUUAACUGCAGCAGCUAUUUCUGUGUGGAAAUGGAAACAAAACAGAUCUAAAGAGAGAAAGAGACAUAAAGUAGAAGAGCUGCUAAAGGCAGAAAGCAAGGAGUCUGAAGAAUUACAGAAGAAAGAUGAAGAACUGAAAGACCUGGGAGAGCUGAUUAAUAUCCUGAUGAAACAACAGAUUGAGCUGAAAGAAGUGAAAGAUAAACUCGAAGAUCAAAGCAAUACAUUUGCAUCUGAGGUGGAGAACCUGGGCGAGCAGUUUCUGGAAGUGGAUAAGAACACAGAAAAGGACAGAGCAAAGGGAUACAUGGAUCUGAAAGAAAUAAUAAUGAAAAGCAAAAACAAAUUACCACAGCAAAGAUUAGCAUAUGAAGAGAUGAAAACAAACAUUGAAAGACAUCUGAUUAGCACACAGCGAGCAUGUAAUAAAAUGAGAAACAUAAAAACAGAAGCAGAGAAACAGAAGGAAAACAUAAUUUUGCAACUGUCGGAGAUACAGAAACAGAACGAAACUAUUCAUAAGAAAUCAAAUUUAGAGUCAAACCAGGAAACCUUAAACAUUUAAAUACAAAAUAUACAUCUACUUAAAAAAAACAACUCAGGUGCUAAAGCAAACACACACACACACACACACACACACUAUAGAUGUACUGUAUAUUAAUGUAGCAGUAUUUUUUAUUUGAGUAGAGUUAAAUAAGAUGAAUGCAAUUUUAGAUGUGAGGUUUUUGAAAUACAUGAAGGUAAAGUUUGAGCUUUCUUUUUUUCAGCUUGUUUGCUUAAAUCUCUAGCAAGAGUCAUUUGCUCUUUUGGUGAAAAGGCUUAACUGAAUAAAAAACAUUUAUAUCUUUUUGCAUUUUUCUGAUGACAUUUUCUGAAGGCAGUUAUUUUUUUAAAAACUGUGCUAAAAUAGAGAAGAAAUCAAAGUUAGCAUCUUGUCCAGAUAAGAUCUCAUUUAUAUCUGUGCUGCAGUUCAGCCAUUAAGUCAUGAUUCGACAUGUAAUGCACAUCACAUUAUAUCAAAAGGUUCUUUAAAAAAAACAAAACUAUACAUUUCAUAAACAAAACAAAUAAAGUUACAUACUGUAAAGUAUUCUGGCAAUCAUCAGUGCUACCUCUGGGCCUUCUUGUUUGUAAACGAGUAAGCUGCUGAUAAAAUGAAGAAUAGCCUGUAUCCCUUUAUUGGGUGAGAAAAUCAUGACAUAUAAUUUUCUUAGGUCAGAUAGAAAAGAUAUCUGAUCCAUGAAUGGCUGAAUGGGCCUAACAGAGCAUGAUACAGAUGUAUAACAUGCUUAGAAAAUAUGAUGUAAUGCAGCAGAUAAUCUUAUCUCAAAAUAUAUAAAGCAGAUAAACAGCAAUAUGAAACAAACAUAUAUAUAUAUAUAUAUUUCAUGUUUAACUGAAGAAACAUAAAAACUGAAGUUAAUAUGCUUGACAUUUAUUUUCAGGCAUAUUUUGUUGUGAGUGCUUACAUACUUUAACUUUUUGAAUGUAUACCUUUUCACUGCCCAUUGCUAGUUUAUUUAUUUGACCAUUGCUAAUUGUUUUAAACUUUUCUAACAGCCUUCAUCAAGAAAGAGCAGUCUGUGUCUUCACCUCCGCUCUUCUAUCCAUCUCUGAGCUGGCACUUCUUCCUCCUCCUCUUCCUCACACUGUUGAAUUUGUCCUGGUGUAUCAUCAAGAGUAGAAAAACCU
Messenger RNA from Oreochromis aureus, 2563 nucleotides. Its product is annotated as butyrophilin subfamily 1 member A1-like. Lineage: Eukaryota; Metazoa; Chordata; Actinopteri; Cichliformes; Cichlidae. The transcript has 6 exons. The coding region runs from base 84 to 1436 and encodes 450 amino acids. The record is from RefSeq and is a predicted model, not a curated record.